CCUUUUUUUUCCUUUUUGUUUUUCAGUGAAUUUUGUGACCCCUAUAUUUUUGUGUAUCUUUUUGUUUAAUUUCUCUUUUCAAGAGAAUACCUACAGAAAGAUACAUUGAGAAAGAAAUAACAAGAGAAAUAGAUUUUAUCAUCAUUUUGUAGUGUCCUUUGAUUUUUGACUAAUCUCUUGGUGAUUCUUGUUGGAGGAUGAAGCUUCCUUAUGAUUUCUGCACGUAAAAAGGGAACAGUUCGAGCUGCUUUUAUAUUUUUAAUUAGGUCCCGACUUUGUUAACUUCAGUUCUUAAUUAAGAAAUGGGAGAUGCUAAAGAUAUGAAGGAAAAUGCUCCUACAGUAUCGUCCCAUGAACCAACGGUUUCCUCUCAAAAUGAUGAUCAAUCACAUAGUGCAGCUCAAACUGGCCAAAAUACCAGUGAAAAAGAGAACUCCAAAAUUCAGGAAAAGGCUUCAGAACAUUUAAAAGAGGCUCCUCAGAGCUUAUCUCUGCAAGAAAGUCAGGCUCCUUCAGGAGGAAAUUUAACUUCGGCCGCUCCUAUUAAAUCUGAUGGAGUGAGUGACAUUUCUGCAACUGGAACUUCUCAAAUGGCUUCUGUUACACCUAUGGUUGAGCUGGAAGCCUCACCUCAAUUAGUACAUGAUCUGAAACCGGACUCUUCUGCAGAUAGUAGUGCGACAGCUCUCUCAGAAUCCAUAUUGGAUGCAAAACCAAGUGAAAUCUUUGAGCCAGCAUUGGACAUCGGUGCUACUGGUAAGGUUAACAACCAGCGAAAUGAUUCCUCUGAUGGACCAACAAUAUUAACCGGGAAUUCAGACACUUCGCCCUUAAAAGAGGAAAACAAAAAGGAAUCUUCUCAACAUGUUCAAUCUAAUCAAUCAGAAGUAGAAAAGGAACCUUCUGAACAUGUUCAAUCUAAUCAUCCGGAAGUAGAACCAAAAAAUGCUUCACCGCUUCAUCAGCCAAAUAAUUCUCCUAUUGAUGCGGACGAGUCUUCUCCUUUAUCCCCUCAAGUGACGAGGAAACCAGAAAAUAACAAUCACAUACUGACACCAGAUAACAUUGGUCGCCCGCUAGCUAAGUCUUCCACUUUCACAGCAAGGACCUCAGUACCCACUGCUAGUCUGAAGCAUCCUAAAAAAUCUGACAUAAACAAAGGCCACAUUGACACAGCUGCGCCAAUUGAAUCUGUGAAGCAGGCAGUUUCCAAGUUUGGAGGGAUCGUUGACUGGAAGGCUCAUCGCGUACAGACUGUAGAGAGACGGCAACUUGUUGAACAAGAACUAGCAAAAGUGCAGGAGGAGAUUCCAUUUUAUAAAAAACAGUCGCAGGCUGCUGAAGAUGCAAAAGUGCUAGUUUUAAAGGAACUAGAUAGCACUAAGAGACUUAUAGAAGAAUUGAAGCUGAACCUGGAAAGAGCACAAAAAGAAGAGCAACAAGCAAAACAGGAUUCAGAGCUUGCCAAGCUCCGGGUGGAGGAGAUGGAGCAAGGGAUCGGUAAUGAUCUAAGUAUUGCAGCGAAAGCACAGCUUGAAGUUGCUAGGGCUAGGCAUGCAGCUGCAGUUUCUGAGCUAAAAACCGUAAAAUCUGAGUUAGAAGAUCUUCGAAAAGAUUACGCUUUAUUGGUGUCUGAUAAAGAUGGUGCGGUGCAAAGAGCAGAGGAAGCAGUCUCCGCAUCAAAAGAAGUUGAGAAAACCUUGGAGAAUUUAACUAUUGAGCUCAUCACUGCAAAGGAAUCUUUAGAGGCUGCUCAUGCUGUACAUUUGGAGGCCGAGGAACACAGAAUCGCCGCUGCUAUGGCAGGAGAGGAAGAUGCUUUAAACUGGGAGAAAGAACUGAAGCAAGCAGAAGAGGAACUCGACAGACUAAACCAGCAAAUUCUCUCUGCAAAGGAUCUCAGAGGGAAACUCGAUACUGCUUCAGCCUUGCUGCAGGAUCUCAAAGCUGAGUUGGCUGCUUACAUGGAAUCAAAGUUGAAUGAAGAAGGAAACCUGACAGAGCCGGAGAAAAGAACUCACGAUGAGAUACAAUCAGCAGUGGCCACAGCUAAGAAAGAACUAGAAGAAGUGAAACUCAACAUCGAGAAGGCUACAACUGAAGUAAAUUUCUUGAAGGUGGCAGCAGCUUCAUUGAAGGCAGAAUUGGAAAAGGAAAAGUCAGAACUAGCCGUGAUCCAACAGAGAGAAGAAACGGUAUCUAUUGCUGCUGCAUCUCUUGAAGCUGAGUUGAGCAGGACAAAGUCAGAGAUUGAUCUUGCACAGAAGAAGGAAAAAGAAGCAAGAGAGAAGAUGGUAGAGCUUCCCAAGCAACUCCAAGAGGCAUCCCAAGAAGCUGAUCGUGCAAAAUCACUUGCUGAAAUUGCACAUGAAGAUCUGAAGAAGGCAAAGGAAGAAGCUGAUUUAGCAAAGGCUGGAGCAAGUACCGUGGAAAGUAGACUACUUGCAGCUAAGAAGGAGAUCGAAGCUGCGAAAGCUGCAGAGAAGUUGGCAUUAGCAGCUAUCACUGCUCUGGAGGAAAGUGAAUCAGCUCAAAGAGAAAAAGACGAGGAGACCCCACCUGGAGUAACACUUUCAUUGGAGGAGUAUUAUGAGCUCAGCAAGCAAGCGCAUGAGGCAGAGGAGCAAGCUAACAAGAAGAUCGCUGAUGCUCAUACCCAAAUAGAUGUAGCCAAGGAGUCAGAGCUGAGAAGCCUAAACAGACUGGAGGAGGUUUAUCGCGAGAUAACAGAAAGAAAAGAAGCUCUACAAGUUGCAUUGGGAAAAGCCGAGAAAGCCAAGGGAGGGAAAUUGGCUGUAGAGCAAGAGCUGAGGAAAUGGAGAGAGGAGCACGAGCAAAGACGGAAAGCUGGUGGAGCUAUUCCACCUAGAAUGAGCGUUGAGGAGAGUAAAGAAUCAAAGAUCCCUGGAAGUGCACCAGAGGCAGCUGCAUCUCAUGACAGCACAAGUCCAAAAGCACAAGUGCUAGCGAGCAGCACUGAAGCUGAUUCAUCACCAGAUGUGAAAGUUCCAAAGAAAAAGAAGAGGUCCUUCUUCCCAAGGAUCUUCAUGUUUCUAGGCAGAAGAAAAGCAGCACAGGCCAAGUCUGCUGCUCAAUGAUUGCUGCAUAUACAACAUCUUGUCAUUGUUAAAACUUUUAUUUCUCCAAAAAUUUUGGCUGUUUGUCUCGGUUGAUAAAGCAGAAGGGUAAUCUUUCACGAUAUGUACAUACUGAGUAUUCUUUUAAGUGUACAAUAUUAAGUUACUUCAGUCACUCGAUAGAUAGCACUAUAGGAGGAGAAUAAGUUUGGCCUAAUCGUCAUUUGGGGGCUCCUAUUUUUGACUGGUUUUGUAAAGAAUAAUGAGAUUGGGUGAGUGCUUCGUUAUUUGGUAGGCAUUCAAUGUAUAAUAUACCAUCAUCAAAAGUUCUUUUUUUAAUUCA
Messenger RNA from Lycium barbarum (goji berry), 3420 nucleotides. RefSeq names its product protein WEAK CHLOROPLAST MOVEMENT UNDER BLUE LIGHT 1-like. The coding region runs from base 303 to 3098 and encodes 931 amino acids. The record is from RefSeq and is a predicted model, not a curated record. The transcript has 4 exons. NCBI's taxonomy places the organism in Eukaryota, Viridiplantae, Streptophyta, Magnoliopsida, Solanales, Solanaceae.